AUGCCUCAAGGAAUCGCCAAGGGCGGCAAGGAAGACCUCAAGCUCAGCAAUCAGUCGCUCUGGCAGACCAAGGCCUUCAUCAACGGAUCAUGGGUUGGUUCGGACAGCAACGCUACCCUCAAGGUCUUCAACAAGGCCACCGGCGCUGAAAUCGGCCAGGUACCGGACAUGGGCGCCAAGGAGACCACUGCCGCCAUCGAUGCUGCCCACGAAGCGUUCAAGUCUUGGUCCAAGACUACAGCAAAGCACCGUCACGAUUUGCUCAUGAAGCUCUACUACGCCCACCAGGACAACGCCGACGACCUUGCCAAGAUCAUCGUCGCCGAAAACGGCAAGGCGCUGCCCGAGGCAAAAGGUGAGAUCGGCUACUCGAACGGCUUCCUCGAGUGGUUCGCUGAGGAGGCCACUCGUACCUACGGACACACUGUUCCGUCGCCACUCCCCGGUAUCCGCAACGUCGUCCAGAUGCAGCCUGUUGGUGUCGCCGGUCUCAUCACUCCUUGGAACUUCCCCGCGGCCAUGAUCACCCGUAAAGCUGCUCCCGCUCUUGCUGCAGGGUGCACCGUCGUCAUCAAGGCACCCGCCGAGACGCCUUUUUCCGCGCUGGCUUUCGCUCACCUUGCUGAAAAGGUGGGCUUCCCCAAGGGCACCAUCAAUGUCGUCACCUGUGCCAAGGGCGACAACGAGAUUGCCGUAGGCAAGGAGCUCUGCGAAAACCCCACUGUUCGCAAGAUUUCUUUCACCGGCUCCACCCGCGUCGGAAAGAUCCUCAUGAGCCAGUCCGCCUCCACGCUCAAGAAGCUCUCGAUGGAACUCGGCGGCAACGCUCCCUUCAUCGUCUUUGAGGAUGCUGACCUCGACAAGGCGGUUGAAGGAGCCAUCGCUUGUAAGUUCCGAGGCUCCGGUCAGACGUGCAUCUGCGCCAAUCGAAUCUACGUUCACGCCAACGUCAAGGACGAAUUCCUCAAGAAGCUCGCCGCCAAGGUCGACGCCUUCAAGGUUGGUUACGGCAUGGACGAGGGCACCACCCACGGUCCGCUCGUCAGCGAGGCCGGACUGCACAAGGUCGAAGAGCACGUAAACGAGUCGGUCAAGAAGGGCGCCAAGAUCAUCGUCGGUGGAAAGCGUGGCGAAGGCCUCUUCUUUGAGCCCACCGUCAUCACCGACUUGCCCGAGGAUGUACCCACCGACCGCGAAGAGACUUUCGGCCCUCUCGCGGCUGUGUACACCUUCACCAGCGAAGAGGAGGUGGUACGAAAGGCCAACAACGUAGAUGUGGGUCUGGCCGGCUACUUCUUCUCCAAGGACACGGCUCGCUGCUGGCGUGUCGCCGAGGAGCUCCAAGUCGGCAUGGUAGGUAUCAACACGGGCCUCAUCUCACAAAACGCCGUGCCGUUCGGUGGUGUGCACGAAUCUGGUUUCGGACGCGAAGGAGGUCGCACCGGCAUCGACGAAUACAUGGUACAGAAGCUCAUGGUGUUUGGCGGUGUCAACUGA
Molecule: messenger RNA, 1497 nt
Organism: Pseudozyma hubeiensis SY62
Lineage: Eukaryota; Fungi; Basidiomycota; Ustilaginomycetes; Ustilaginales; Ustilaginaceae
Exons: 1
Coding region: 1-1497 (498 amino acids)
Biological process (GO): GABA catabolic process
Molecular function (GO): succinate-semialdehyde dehydrogenase (NAD+) activity
Source: RefSeq, a predicted model, not a curated record